Messenger RNA from Opisthocomus hoazin, 258 nucleotides. The record is from RefSeq and is a predicted model, not a curated record. Lineage: Eukaryota; Metazoa; Chordata; Aves; Opisthocomiformes; Opisthocomidae.
AUGCAGACCGUCCGGCGGCUGUACCUCUGCGGGCUGGUGUUGGCCGUGCUGAUCCAGGCAGGGCAGCAGAUGAGCUCCCAGGACUUGGAUGACCUGUCCAGAUGGCAGUCGAACGAAUCCCAAAGCGGCCGAAGCAUCACAUCCAAUAUCAAGCGACACUCAGAAGGCACCUUCACCAGCGACUUCACCCGCUACCUGGACAAGAUGAAGGCCAAGGACUUUGUGCACUGGCUCAUCAACACUGAGCGGUACAGGUAA